GAGAGGCGGGAGGCGGACCCGGCUCCGUGCCCGGGCGAGGAGGCUGCGGGGCGCGGAGGCUGGAGCCUCCCGGGGGCUGGGAGCCGCCGGCCUGCCCCUCGCUCGGGGCCGCAUGGAGCAGCAGCAGCAGCAGCCCCGGCAGCCCCUCGCCAUGAAGCUCGCCUAAAAGAAGCCUCGGUGGAGCCUUCCCCCCCCCCCACCUCCGCAGCCCCCCCAUGGCGAAGGAGAGGAGCAGGAAGGCGCUGGGCGAGCUGCUCCAGCGGCCGGGCAACGCGGCGUGCGCCGACUGCACCGCACCCGAUCCGGACUGGGCGUCCCAUAGCCUAGGGAUCUUCAUCUGUUUGAAUUGUUCAGGAAUCCAUCGCAACAUUCCACAAGUCAGCAAAGUGAAGUCUGUCCGUCUGGAUGACUGGGAUGAUGCUCAAGUGGAGUUUAUGGCUGCAAAUGGAAACAAUGUAGCAAAAGCAAAAUAUGAAUCAAAAAUGCCACCGUUUUAUUACAAGCCAACAUUUCUUGACUGUCAACUGCUGCGGGAACAGUGGAUCAGAGCCAAAUACGAAAGGAAAGAAUUCAUUCACAGUGAGAAGCAGGAGCCUUAUUCUGCAGGGUACCGAGAAGGAUUCCUGUGGAAGAGAGGGCGUGACAACGGGCAAUUCCUAAGCCGAAAAUUUGUGUUAUCGGAGAGGGAAGGUGCACUGAAGUACUUCAACAAAAAUGACGCAAAAGAACCCAAAGCAAUUAUGAAGAUUGAACAUUUAAAUGCAACUUUCCAGCCUGCAAAAAUUGGGAACCCGCACGGACUACAGAUCACUUACUUGAAGGACAAUAGCACAAGGAACAUCUUUGUUUAUCACGAAGAUGGCAAGGAAAUCGUGGAUUGGUUCAAUGCCAUCCGGGCAGCACGUUUUCAUUACUUACAAGUGGCGUUCCCUGGAGCCAGCGAUGCUGAUCUGGUGCCAAAGCUUUCUAGAAACUACCUAAAGGAAGGAUACAUGGAGAAAACAGGGCCAAAGCAAACAGAAGGAUUCAAGAAGCGGUGGUUCACCAUGGAUGACCGAAGGCUCAUGUAUUUCAAAGAUCCCCUGGAUGCCUUUGCAAGAGGGGAGGUGUUUAUUGGGAGCAAGGAAAACAGCUACAAAGUUCUGGAAGGGCUCCCGCCAUCCACGCAGGGAAAUCACUGGCAGCACGGCAUCACCAUUGUCACCCCGGACAGGAAAUUCCUCUUCGCCUGUGAGACAGAGGACGACCAGCUGGAGUGGAUCACCACCUUCCAGAAGGUUAUAAGCAGGCCGAUGCUGCCUCAGGAAUACGCAGUGGAAGCCCAUUUCAAGCAUAAACCUUAGAUGGGACUGGCUGGUCAGACCUGAGGAAUGAGCUUCUGUUUACAACACAACAUGGUUUUAUUUGAAAUGUUAAAAAUAAUUAUUAAUAAUAAUAACAGUAAUAAUAAUACUUCCCUUUCCCUUCAUCAUUCACUUGAUCAUGUUGGAAGCCAAGAAGGGCAGCAGUGAAAUGUGAGAGAUGCUGAUUCAACCUGAAAUUUGUUUCCAUGGCUCCCCCUUGCACCUCGUGUCCACGUGCAGCCGAUUUGGGUGUCUCCUGCAGUAGGUACCUGCCUCAAGCACCUUACUGGCUGGAAGGGGUGCCCCACCAUGGGAUGACGAAGAGUCUUGGUGGCACAUCUCAUGGGUGUGGGGCUUUCUCUGGACAAUGUAGUCCGUGGCCAGUGCAAAAACCCGAAAGGGUUCCUUGUGGCAAGUGGUGACUUUUGCAGGACAAGAGGAUGUGCUCCUUCCCUCCUGCCCACUCAGACGCCCUCUCUGAGGUGCUGCUGGGUGGCAGGGUUGGUGGUAAGCUGCUUUUCUUCCCCUGUGGCUCAGUGCUGCUUCAGUUCUGCGGGAGAUGCGGCCCCAGGGCCGAGCUGCCUGCUCUGGUGGCAGAGCUCAGCCAAGGCCCAGCCUCACCAGAGGGCUUCGUCUGGGUCAGCCUUGGUCCCGCUGCUGCUACAGGCGUCCACCCGCUCCUCCUGUUGACCCAGCUCCCUGCCAGCCAUUUCCCAGGGGAGACUGUGAGUCCCUGAGAUGCUGACGUCCUAAGAGGAUGCGAAGCAUGACCCUAAAGACAUGAAGGAGAGAAAACAUUGUCUUUAAAUGUAGGAAGCUGCAGCCGUUCAUUGGCAGGGGAGUUUGGAGGUGACCAAACCGUGUGAGAAGGCAGCGUUGUGUGUCCUGCUCGCCCACAUCCUCCAGACCCUUAAAACACAAAGAAGUGCCAGAGCUCAGAGCAUCUUAAAUCAACUCCUGGUAGUAAGUUUGUCCCCGCGUUCCACCCCAUGGACAGUACUUUCCGUGCAGAGCCCUGGCCGCUUCCACCCUUCCAUCCCAGUUUGUGCCAAGGUGAAACUCCUCCUGCUUCCCCGAAAGGGAGAGGGGAGUGCUGCCCUUCCCAGCUGAGCCCACCUGUCCUCUGGAAGCCACCACCGGUAUCACCGUGGCCGCUUCCUCACGGUGUCCAUGUGGGCAUUGGCCCCGGCAGAGAGGCAGCGGGGGCCAUGGCUGUGUGUGGUCCAGGCUGGAGGUGCUGUGGGGGCCAUUGGGCAUGCGCCUCCUGGGCAGCUCGGGUGGAAAUGGAGCCCAGGUUUGGCUUGCGUGGUCUUGUGGCAUGUAAAUGUUGCUAAAUGACUGAUCCUCCAGCUGUCGUAGAGGUAAACUAUAAAUAAAUUGGGUGUGGGUGUGUCACGCCUCGUAAGUGGUGGCGAUGCUGUCUCUGUGCUAGUUUCCAACAGAGGCUUCUUGCCCCCUGGCCAGGCUGUCGCUGUCUUUUUGGGGCGGGUUGGUUGGGGUUGAGCUUUAGGCUGGAUUGUGCCCAGUGCAAGGGCAGGUGCCUCCCUUCAGCCCUGCUGGCUGCUGACACGGUGCUUCUGCAAACUGGUUGUUGCACUUUUUUCCCCCAGUUCAUCCCUUGAUAUUUUUUUUGGUUAAUUUUUUUUUUUCUGAAAGAUAAAAAAGCUGCUUGAAGUGACAUUUCAGCGAUGUUUUGAGCACUGUAACUGAUGCGGGCGGGGGGGCGACGCGUUUGUGGCGGUUGGGCUGGGACCUGCACAGAACAUGCUGAAUUUUUACCUGAAAAAAUGUUUUUCUGCAUCCAUUGAGUAACAGACCGAGACACUGAUCUGUCCGACGCGUUCCUUACGUUGGUGUUUGUAACCGAACCCAUCUCAUGGGCUGUGUACGUUUGUUAUGUCACUGGUAAGACAACUGUGGUACUAAAUGUCAUUCGCACCAAUAAAUUAUGAUGUCA
Molecule: messenger RNA, 3300 nt
Organism: Cygnus atratus (black swan)
Lineage: Eukaryota; Metazoa; Chordata; Aves; Anseriformes; Anatidae
Gene: ADAP1
Product: ArfGAP with dual PH domains 1
Exons: 11
Coding region: 216-1343 (375 amino acids)
Biological process (GO): positive regulation of GTPase activity
Cellular component (GO): intracellular membrane-bounded organelle; plasma membrane
Molecular function (GO): GTPase activator activity; phosphatidylinositol bisphosphate binding
Source: RefSeq, a predicted model, not a curated record